Messenger RNA from Strongylus vulgaris, 375 nucleotides. The record is from the annotation of a GenBank genome assembly. Lineage: Eukaryota; Metazoa; Nematoda; Chromadorea; Rhabditida; Strongylidae.
AUGGGAGAUGUUCUCAGAUACAACAAGGCUAGCAAAUACCAUCUCAUAUUGAAUGUUCGAGCGAAAACCAUCAAAGAGGAUGAUGGGAUAUUUUACUACUAUUCGGACAAAGUGAUGAAGUGGAAGGAUUCCACGGAUGACGGGAAGAGAAGAGACGAUACGAUCCACUUCAAGUCCCCUUUCAUACCGGGUGAAAUAUAUGUGGGACUGAAUGGAAAUGAUGUGAUACAUCUAAAAGAAGAUAGAUCACAACGAUUUUGCGACAAUUCAUUUGCAUGGAUCCCACAGCAUGGAAUUUAUCGCUUGAAUGCUGCCACCCAUGAAUGGACAUACAUGUACUACUAUCCGGACUACUUAUCCGGAUAUCUCACAUGA